This is a messenger RNA of Arachis stenosperma, 624 nucleotides long. RefSeq lists its product as uncharacterized. The transcript has a single exon. Bases 1 to 624 code for a protein of 207 amino acids. Gene Ontology annotation, molecular function: zinc ion binding; nucleic acid binding. NCBI's taxonomy places the organism in Eukaryota, Viridiplantae, Streptophyta, Magnoliopsida, Fabales, Fabaceae. The record is from RefSeq and is a predicted model, not a curated record.
AUGACUGUUGUGGCUCUUAUGGAGAUUCGCACUUUUUCUGAUUUUGUGAACAAGGCAAGGGUGGUUGAGAAGUAUGCUAAGACGAUAGCUGCAUCCAUGGACACUCACAGAGGAAAUACUAGUAAGGGACGUGGCAAAUAUUUCCAUCCGAGGGGUCAAAGCUUCAAGAGAGGAGGAUAUGCGCCUCAAGGGCAAGGAGGCUUCAGAAAGAACAUUCAUGAUCAAUUUCAGCGUGGCAAAGGAAGAGGAAAUCGGAGUAAGAAUUCUUCGGAUUUAGCUUGUGAUCGUUGUGGACGUUUACAUCCAUAUGACUCUUGCAAGAUUGGUUUAGGUGGUUGUUUCAAAUGUGGAUUGCCUGGUCAUAUCGUGAGGGAUUGCACUCGUGGGAAGAACCCGAAUGCGGGUCAGAGUUGGCAUCAAGGUCGAGUCUUUGCUGUGAACGCCAAGGAUGCUUCCAAGGCAGAUCCAUUGAUGAGAGGUAUUUGUUUAAUUGGUGAUAAGACUUUAAUUGCAUUAUAUGAUACUGGAGCAUCACAUUCAUUUAUUUCGUUUGCUAAAGUUGAGGAACUAGGCUUGGAAGUGUCAGAGUUAGUAUUUGAUUUGCAUGUACACACUCUGCAUUAG